GACGGCUCGAACAAUUUCGUGGCUACCUCCCGUCCGGUCUCUCUUCGGCACCCGGGUUGUUCAAGGCAUAUUGCUGUCAUUACUCGCAGCAGAUAUGUCAAACUUUUCUGAAUUAGCUGGGAUGUUCGUGGGACAGCAGUCUUCGGCAUGAUGAUGGGACGAUAUGAUCGCCGAGCCCCGCAUUUGGUCAUGCAAUAACCGGGACGACGGCGUUUGCAGUCCGUACGUUCAUCGUAUCAUCUACUCGCAGCUCGAGUACUUAUAUAGACUGGUGCUGGUAUGAAACCGAGACCAUCAUCUGUGAUCUCGAAUACAUCAUAAGCCAGAGACAAAUCUAUUGCACCACCUCGUCGAACCCACAAUGAACCCGAGAAAGGAGACCAACAGGCUCGAGCCGCACCACCGACACCUCUUCAAACCUAUCGAGAAUAGCGAGACGGGCGGGUGUCAUCUCGACAUCUUCUUGCCCAAGACCACGAAGGAUGCUCCGGUCGCUAUGAUGAUUCACGGUGGAGCCUGGUCUAUCGGAGGUAGCGGCCACUUGCCCCCCGAUCAGGUCACUUAUCUGCUAGAACAAGGGUUUGCGGUCGUCUCCCCCGAAUAUCGCCUGGCGCCUCAUGUCAAACUCGCGGAAUGCGUCGAGGAUCUCUUGGAUGCGUAUCGGUUUGUCCAGAACGGGCUGAACGAGGUUUUGGGGACGGAGCUGGAUGUGAAGAGGACGUGUGUGAUGGGCUGGAGUGCGGGUGGGACGGGGACGUUGCUUUUGACCGACGCUAUCCUUCGAAACGGACUCGAGCGCCCCAGAGCUAUCAUGCCGACUUACCCUAAGACGGAUAACCAAAGAGGGUGGAACGAGCCCAUGCAGGCUUUUACAGACGCGUUGACGAGUGAAGAGAAGGUCGCGCUGGAUAAGCUUAUGGCUGAGCCCGUUUGCACCAAUUAUCCUAUCAAACAGGAUACGUUCUUCAAGGGGACCGAUCCUAGGAUCAUCUGGGCCCGGGCUACGAUGCGGACCAAGACCCUCAACACCUGGCUCUGCGGCCAAGACAGUCCUUAUCCCAAGUCCGUCAACCCGAUGGACGUCGUCAACGGCGAUUUCCCCCCGACUUUGGUCAUCGUCGCUACGGAGGACAAGCUUAUCGAUCCCGCAGAGUCGUAUGAUGUCGUCAACAAGCUCAAGAGCGUUGGGGCGGACGCGAGGUAUUUGGAGGCGAGGGGGAUGCCGCAUGGGAUCGCUGAGGAUGGGAGGGAGACGUGGCCGGAAGAUCAGGAUUGGUGGAAUGAGGCGAUCUUGCCGGGGUUGGAAUGGAUCGUCAAUAUGACCCGAGCGUAGACGGGUCGCUCGAUACGAUCCAUAGGUCGGACAGAAGGUUGUAUGAGAAAGCGAAUGCGAGUUGAUAGUAUAGCAUGGCCAAGCCUAACUCGGCGUUAUUUGACCU
Molecule: messenger RNA, 1439 nt
Organism: Filobasidium floriforme
Lineage: Eukaryota; Fungi; Basidiomycota; Tremellomycetes; Filobasidiales; Filobasidiaceae
Product: Alpha/Beta hydrolase protein
Exons: 4
Coding region: 362-1333 (323 amino acids)
Source: RefSeq, a predicted model, not a curated record